AUGGCCGACGCUAUAUCAUCUUUCAUUCGGAGAGUAAUCGUCGAAUCUCCUCCCGGAGAAUGGGCUAUGCGCCAGCUUCGCGAUCUGCUCAUCGGCGCCCUUAAACAAGGUCCCAUUCCCCAACAUGUAUCAUUCGAGAUGGACGGCAACCGACGAUAUGCUCGAAACCACAGAAUGGAGGCACUGGAAGGCCACCACCGAGGAUUCGAGGCACUGGCAAGGAUUAUGGAAAUCUGCUACAAGUCUGGUGUCAAGGUGGUGACCGUGUACGCCUUUAGUAUCGAGAACUUCAACCGUCCUGCGAGGGAAGUCGAAGGUCUGAUGGAAUUGGCCAAAACUAAGCUGGAGCAAUUGACCAAAUACGGACACAUUCUCGAUCGCUACGGUGCGCGAGUGCGCGUCUUGGGCCAGCGCGAGAUGAUUCGAGAAGAUGUACUCCAAGUUGUCGAUAAAGCUGUCGCAAGGACGAGACAUAACAACAAGGCUGUCCUCAACAUCUGUUUCCCCUACACAUCACGGGCUGAAAUCACGACGGCGGUGAAGUCAACAGUCCAAGAGUUCCUCGCCCCCUCUCCUCCUCGAAGCACACCUUUCUCACCGUCGCGAAUUCGACGAAAGAUCCUCUCCCGCCAACUGGACGACUGCGAGGGACUACCCAUGAUUCCCGAUACCGUGGCUGAAGAGACCGAGCCCUCAUCUGGUGACGAUAUCAAGAAGGAUAGUGAUGGAGAUUCUUCAUCACCUACACUGCUCCCAGAUUCUCCCCCACCUCGCCUACGGGCACGAAACAGCGCCACCAGCCUUUCAGGGCUGCCGAAUCCCGAGACGAUCACAGCCGAAACUCUCGACAAGCAUAUGUACACGGCAAACGACCCACCCCUGGACAUCUUUGUGCGAACCAGCGGCGUGGAAAGACUCAGCGACUUUAUGCUCUGGCAGUGCCACCAGGACACACAGAUCUUCUUCAUCGACACCCUGUGGCCCGACUUCGAUCUCAAGGACUUUAUCUGGAUCUUGCUCGAGUGGCAGUGGAGGCAGAAGCAGAAGGACCGCGACGACACCACGGUCCGACCUACUUCUGUUUCAGCGUGA
Fusarium pseudograminearum CS3096 is the source of this 1092-nucleotide messenger RNA. RefSeq lists its product as uncharacterized. Gene Ontology annotation, cellular component: lipid droplet; endoplasmic reticulum; dehydrodolichyl diphosphate synthase complex. The record is from RefSeq and is a predicted model, not a curated record. The coding region runs from base 1 to 1092 and encodes 363 amino acids. Gene Ontology annotation, molecular function: ditrans,polycis-polyprenyl diphosphate synthase [(2E,6E)-farnesyl diphosphate specific] activity. The transcript is spliced from 3 exons. NCBI's taxonomy places the organism in Eukaryota, Fungi, Ascomycota, Sordariomycetes, Hypocreales, Nectriaceae.